This is a messenger RNA of Xenopus laevis (African clawed frog), 2658 nucleotides long. RefSeq names its product sodium channel, non voltage gated 1 beta subunit S homeolog (gene scnn1b.S). The record is from RefSeq and is marked provisional. Gene Ontology annotation, cellular component: cytoplasmic vesicle membrane; plasma membrane; apical plasma membrane. Gene Ontology annotation, biological process: sodium ion transmembrane transport; sodium ion transport. NCBI's taxonomy places the organism in Eukaryota, Metazoa, Chordata, Amphibia, Anura, Pipidae. Gene Ontology annotation, molecular function: sodium channel activity; ligand-gated sodium channel activity.
ACCGCAGUGUACAGUGCGCAAAGCUGAGCCCAGCGCUUCUUGCGCGCGGCGGACUGGCGGCUGCGCUUCUGCUUCCGAUUCGUGCGCUCGUAUCUGUCUCCGGGAUCCCGCGCCACCAUGAUACAGGGAAAGUUGAAGAGGCUGAAGCGAUAUUUCACAAGGGCUUUGCACCGUAUCCAGAAGGGACCAGGAUACACCUACAAGGAGCUGCUGGUCUGGUUUUGUGAUAACACCAACACUCAUGGCCCCAAACGGAUCAUUAAGGAAGGGCCUAAGAAGAGAGUCAUGUGGUUUAUUCUGACAUUGGUCUUUGCAGGACUUGUGUUCUGGCAGUGGGGGCUUCUCAUACUGACGUAUCUCUCCUAUGGAGUGAGUGUGUCUCUUUCGAUUGGAUUUAAGACCAUGGAAUUUCCUGCUGUGACAGUGUGUAACACCAACCCUUACAAAUACUCCCGGGUUAAGCCGCUCUUGAAGGAUCUGGAUGAGCUGGUGGCAACAGCUUUAGAUCGCAUUCAGUACUCUAGCCAAACCCAAGCCAACACAUUCACUUACAACAAUACGCGUCAGAAUGUGACUCUUGACCCUGCUCUGUGGAACCACAUUCCACUAGUGGUUAUUGAUGAAAAUGACCCAAGUAACCCUGUGAUUCAUAACAUCUUCGACAACAGUGUAUUUUACUCAAAGAACAACUUGUUAAGGAAUUCUUCAGAGGACCAGACAUCCUAUGCUCAGCGAUACAAAGUGGCCAUGAAACUGUGCACGAACAAUAACACCCAGUGCGUCUAUCGGAAUUUCACUAGUGGAGUCCAGGCUUUAAGGGAGUGGUACCUUCUUCAGCUUUCCAUCAUCUUCUCCAAUGUGCCUCUGUCUGAUCGCGUAGAUAUGGGCUUCAAAGCAGAAGAUUUAAUUCUCACCUGCCUGUUUGGGGGGCAGCCGUGCAGCUACAGAAAUUUCACCCAUAUUUAUGAUGCUGAUUAUGGAAAUUGUUACAUCUUUAACUGGGGACAAGAAGGGGACGAUACCAUGUCAUCUGCAAACCCAGGAGCUGAUUUUGGGUUAAAGUUGGUUCUGGACAUCGAGCAGGACGAAUAUCUGCCGUUCCUCCAGACCACGGCUGCGGCAAGACUGAUCCUGCACCAGCAGCGAAGCUUUCCCUUUGUCAAGGACCUGGGGAUUUAUGCCAAGCCGGGCACAGAGACCUCCAUCGCUGUCCUCGUGGAUCAGCUGCAACAGAUGGAGGCCCCAUAUUCUUCUUGCACAGUUAACGGCUCUGAUAUCCCAGUGCAGAACUUGUAUGAAGAGUUCAACAGCUCCUACUCCAUCCAGUCCUGCCUGCGUUCCUGCUACCAAGAGGAGAUGGUGAAAACGUGCAAAUGCGCUCACUACCAGUAUCCCCUGCCCAAUGGAUCGGAAUACUGCACUAACAACAAGCAUCCCGACUGGGUUCCCUGUUAUUAUGGUCUGCGGGAUUCGGUAGCCAUCAGGGAAAACUGUAUCAGCUUGUGCCAGCAGCCGUGCAAUGACACGCAUUACAAGAUGGUCAUCUCAAUGGCAGACUGGCCUUCAGCUGGGGCAGAGGACUGGAUUUUUCAUGUCCUUUCUUAUGAGAAGGAUUCCAGCUACGACAUCACUGUAAACAGGAAUGGAAUUAUCCGGCUAAACAUCUACUUUCAAGAGUUUAACUACCGGAGCAUUUCAGAAUCUGAAGCAACCAACGUGGUCUGGUUACUGUCCAACUUGGGUGGUCAGUUUGGAUUCUGGAUGGGCGGCUCUGUCCUGUGUAUCAUUGAGUUUGGCGAGAUAAUCAUAGACUGCAUGUGGAUCACCAUCCUCAAGCUUCUCGCGUGGAUCAGGAACCGCAUACAAAGAAGGCAACGGCCUCAAUACGCAGAUCCACCACCUACUGUAUCUGAGCUGGUGGAGGCUCACACCAACCCAGGCUUUCAGCAUGACAAUGGAAACCAUGUGACCGAGGACAUACCUGGAACUCCUCCUCCAAAUUAUGAUUCCCUACGAGUGAAUACCAUUGAACCCGUUUCCAGCGAUGAAGAGAAUUAAACACUACAAAUGUCUACAGCUAAAUAAAUGUCAUUAUGACCAUUAGAUUUGCAUUUCAAUAUGUUACAAUUAAACACUAUAUUACAGGAGAAAUAACUUCAUGUUAACAAGCACAACUCUGUACUAAUACUGGUAAAGGGUGGCCUUUAUAAGGGUUGGCCAAAAUCUCAUAGAAAGAUAAGAGAGGCUCUGUGCUAUUAGCACAAACAAUGACUAUAGCUCAACCUUCUCCAAAACUGCUGCAAUUCUGGAACAUCAGUCAUAUAUUUUUAAAGAGUCACCAGUUUAUUGGUGAGCAUAAAAGGGCAAAAUUAUGGCUUUCCCAAUGUGUUUAUGGUUCGGGCUUAAGCAGAUAUGAAUCAGGAUAUGAAUCAGAAAGUCUUGAUAACUGCCUCUCCUAAAGGCCGGAGUAGGUGAGAAUAGAUAAGAAUGUCUAUUUGUGCUCUUAAUUACUUCUGAAUACCCAGGUAGAAGCUUGGGUGAAAUUUUUCUGCUUCCUAUCUAUUCCUGGACCACAUUUCAAUGGCUAAGCAUAUGAUUAAGUGUCCUAGUGUCAGGCGAGAGAUGACUAUAUAAUAAAGCUUUCAAUUUUUUAACUUA